Caenorhabditis sp. 36 PRJEB53466 is the source of this 686-nucleotide messenger RNA. Lineage: Eukaryota; Metazoa; Nematoda; Chromadorea; Rhabditida; Rhabditidae. The record is from the annotation of a GenBank genome assembly.
AUGCGUCAACGUCGAAUCCUCGAAAUGAGCCCCGAAGAGCUGCGAGCAGUGACGGCGAUAGUGUUGCCGGGCAGAAAGGGCGACGAGCUGAAGAUUGGCGAAAUGCAGGAAAUGUGCAUCAAAUGGUCCGCCUACAAUAGUCAUUUUGGAAGGAUAAUGGUCAUUUUCAGGUUGUUCGCCAACGGUCUUUCCAUAAAUCACGUGUUCGAGCUGCACGACGACGACGACGGCGAUCUCUUUUGUGUUAUGCGCAAUUCGGAAGCGUGCUGGUGUUGUCCUAAAGGUUUGGGGUCUUCGGAGCGUUCACUCUUCUUACAGCAACGUGGCCUUGAGCUUUGCAAUCGAUAGAUCCUUUGAAAACACAGUAACCCACGCUGUUUUCAGCUUCAAAGACUGGAACUCUAUCCGAUUUCGACCGUGGUCCGAUCGGAGACAACUUCAAAAGAACGCCCUCCCCAACCAGAAGACCUCAGCAUCCUGCCACGCAUUCCAAACCUUCAAAGCCCCAAUUCACACUCUCGGAGCCGUCUCCAAACGGCCAAAAGAUCGGCCCGAUCACAGUUCAACCGACAAUUGUGACGAUUCCGGAUAAACCGAAGGAGGAGGAGGAGCAAAAGCAGACGGCGUGCGGGUACUGUAAGCGCGAGUGCGGACUGUGCAUCGUCAAUUUGUGCUCACAGUUUUGA